This is a messenger RNA of Spea bombifrons (plains spadefoot toad), 3264 nucleotides long. RefSeq names its product proline rich mitotic checkpoint control factor (gene PRCC). The transcript has 7 exons. Gene Ontology annotation, cellular component: nucleus. Lineage: Eukaryota; Metazoa; Chordata; Amphibia; Anura; Pelobatidae. The record is from RefSeq and is a predicted model, not a curated record. The coding region runs from base 152 to 2434 and encodes 760 amino acids.
UCCUGGGAGUUGGAGUUCUGGAAGUCGCCAUGACAUGAGCUGGUUCCAGACCUAGACGAGCGAGUAUUUUUGGCGGUGGGGAAGGUGUCGUGUUUAUCCGGCGAUUGCCCGAACAGGAAGCCGAGGCCGCGCGGCCCGUUAGAUCUCCAGGAUGUCUCUGGUGGCCUAUGCCAGCAGCGAUGAGAGCGGCUCGGACUCAGAGGGGGCCCCGGAGCCCGCGGCUAGGGCUGGUAGACUGCUGGCGAGCCUGCCCCCUCCCAGGCAGGACCACCCGCCCACAUCCCAGGCCGAAGCCGUGGCCUAUCCUUCCUUGUACCCGCGUCAAGCUCCCGGGGAGCAGGAGCAGCAUAGCCCGGGCUUCUAUGGACCCCCUGGGGGGUACGGAUACCCUCCGGCAUACGGUUACGGGCCCCCCUCCUAUGGCUCUGCUCCCUCCAGCUAUCCCGGCAGCCAGGGCCCCCCAGGUUAUGGGAACUAUGGCCACAGCAACAGCCAAGGGCCUGGCAAUGCCACUUACUCUAACAUGGGUUACGGGGGCCCAGGGUCUGUCCCAACAAACUACCCUCCCCCUGGCCUUAACAUGCCUCCGCCACCAGUUGGUCGGGGGAUGAAUCUGCCCCCACCUCUUGGAAGUCCAGGAUUGAACCUGCCGCCGCCCCAAGGCGGUCCGGGGAUGAACAUGCCGCCGCCCCAAGGCGGUCCGGGGAUGAAUAUGCCACCACCACCCAAAGGCGGUCCGGGGAUGAACAUGCCACCACCCCCCCAAGGUGGUCCUGGGAUGAACCUGCCGCCGCAAGGCGGUCUGGGGAUGAACAUGCCGCCGAUGCAAGGUGGUCCUGGAAUUGGCCACCCUCCUCCACAAGGUGGCCAGGGGAUGAACCUGCCACCUCCGCAAGGAGGUGCUGGUAUGAGUAUCCCUCCACCAAAAGCAGGUCCAGGGAUGAACAUCCCUCCUCCUCCUCAAGGUGGACCUGGAAUUAGCAACUCUUCUCCGCAAGGAAUGAAUCUUCCUCCACCACAAAGUGGCCAAGGCCAAAACCUCCCUCCUCCACGUAGUAGCCAUGGACUUAGUUUACCACCACCUCACGGUAGCCAUGGUUUGAACCUGCCUCCACCUCAAGGUAGCCCUGGGCUAAACCUUUCCAUUCCACCCCCAUUGGGUACCCAUGGAAUGAAUCUCCCCCCACCGCAAGUUGGUCCUGGAUUGAAUCUGCCUCCACCUCAGGGUGGUCAGGGGAUAAACAUUCCACCUCCGCAGCUAAGCCCUACAUCCACUGCUGGAGCAGAGUCUCGGCUAUCUCUUCCCCCACCAAAACCAUCCGGCCAAGGAAUAAACCUUCCUCCUCCGACUGGUGAAAACCCCAAACCCAAAAAACGCUCUGAGCCUGUGAGAAUCACCGUCCCUGAGCUGAACACAGGAGGUUCGGAUUCAGAGGAAGAUGAACCAAAAAAGAAAAAAACGGGCAUCCUGGGAUCCAGGGAAGGAUUCGGUUUGUCGGCGUUACUCCCUCAGCCAAAAAACUCUGGUGGCGAUUCAAAGAGGUCCCCCCUACCUUACAACUUUACAAAGAAAGCUUCGGACGCGCCGAAUGAUGCCAAGGCCCCCAAAUCUGCCACCUCUUCAAAGCCGCAUCUGGUGUCAAAGUCAGAAGUGUCCCACACGCCAUCUCCUUCCGCCAUAAAAGCCGCAGCCAAGAACGCCGCCUUACAGAUGACCAAGCAGAUCGCGCAGGAGGAGGAUGACGAGAGCGACGAGGAACUCGCACAAGGGAACUUCUUCUCCCUUUCGGAGACCAACGACGUUCCUGCUAUCGGCACGGACAGUUUUAGUUACCAGGUCCCGUCUGUUAACGACGACAGAUCGCCUGGAACCGAGACGGCCGAGACGGACACCGCCGCCACCGCUAAUGCUCCUCUGGAGUUCAAGACAUCAGCCGCGCCGGACCCCAACCAGCAGUGGCCGGCAGGAGCAGAAGACUACAGCAGCCAGAUGUACGCUCAGUACCCCGAGUACAGUGACUCUGCUGCUGGAUACUAUCCGGAUUAUUACGGCAGCGGGUACUACCAGGAGUCGGAAUCAUCUGCCCCGGACCUCCGAGAGCCCGCGGCCAGCAACUCUUUCAUGGACGACGAGGCCUUCAAGCGGCUGCAAGGAAAGCGGAAUCGAGGAAGAGAAGAAAUUAACUUUGUGGAGAUUAAGGGGGAUGACCAGCUGAGCGGAAACCAACAGUGGCUGGCCAAGUCCCUGACCGAGGAGAAAAACAUGAAGUCCUUCAGCAAGAAAAAAGGAGAGCAGCCAACUGGCCAACAAAGACGAAAACACCAGAUUACGUAUUUAAUACAUCAGGCGAAAGAGCGAGAAUUGGAACUGAAAAACACGUGGUCCGAUAACAAACUGAGCCGGCGGCAAACACAAGCUAAAUAUGGGUUUUAACCUGUCCCGUGGGGCCUUGCUGAGAGUACCAAGUAAAUCGGGUGCACACGAGGCGGGAUAUCCAAAAGCCAGCUUUCUAAUGUCUGGCGCGUGCCUCUGAGCUCUGCCGGCGUAGUUUCAAACACACAGGGCUGUGUCUGCUUUGCAGAGCUCUGAAACCACAGAUUUAAGCUCUCCUCUGCCACAACCGCAACACAUUUUUUGUCUAUUGGCAAAGCUUUAAAAUGCGUCGGCAGAAGAUCUUCUACGAGUGGACGUUGGAAGCGACAUGCAGCUGAUCCCUCUCUGUUGUGCAAGAGACGUUUGGGUGUCUUUGCAUAUCAAUGUGAAAAAAUGAGGUUGGGGGUCCUCAUACCUGACUCUCUGGAGUUCUGUGCCCCCUUUAAUGUUUUGGGGUUACAUGCAGUUGUUAAACUUCUCCUUUUCCUAUAGACAUUUCCUCUGCCGACGCUGAUUACAAUUUCUGACACCAGUAAAAUCCGUAGCUAUACCGGUGUUGUCCUGCGGGUCUCUUUCACAUCUCCCAUGAUGCACUAAUUACCUGUGGCAGGAUAAUCAUCAUCAUGGGAGUUGUAGUUCCACAUCAGCUUGGGCACCACCUCCUGGCUACCCCUGCAGUAGAUCCACUACUUCUGCGGUAUGAUCAAUCAUAACCCUUGUUUGCAAGGGCAAGCCAUCCCACUGCAUUGCCUGAUCCUGAAGGGGUUAGCAAAAAGGGUUCCCAGCCUACUAUGCAUCCUAAAAUGUUACCUCCACUAGCAGAAUUGAUACCCAUCCUGUUAUUUGUGGUGUGAAAUCUUGUAAAUAACAUAAAACUGUACAUACGCUUA